Messenger RNA from Coregonus sp. 'balchen', 8786 nucleotides. NCBI's taxonomy places the organism in Eukaryota, Metazoa, Chordata, Actinopteri, Salmoniformes, Salmonidae. The record is from the annotation of a GenBank genome assembly.
AUGUACUUGAUGAACGUAACUCCAGUCGCGGCUAUUCACACAGAAUGGAAGUCAUCGUGUGGCGGUCCGCCCAGAGGCUUUAGCGGUCUGCCCAUCUGCUUCAAUGACUCUGACAGCGACUUGUCCACUACUGGAACACCCAUCCCAGAGAAGGUCCAGAUGAUCAUAGAGAGCCUAAGGAGCACCCAGUCCUCACUCGACAUGGGCGAUGAGACGGAGGGGAACCAGGUGCUAUCAGGAAAACCAGGACAGGAGGCCGGAGCCCGCGGCUCCCAGGGCCAGGGCUACAAUGCCCGGAGGGGGCCUCACGUGGUGAUGGGGCCCAAGCCCAAAUUCAGAGGCCCUCUUCCUGCCACUCACAUUGAUAACUUGCUGGCAGUGCCAGAAGUUUCCUCAAAUGUUGAUUCGGAGAGCCAGAGUUCUGACAGCGAUGACUCUGUGGAUAGAGGGAUCGAGGAGGCCAUACAGGAGUACCUGAAGGAAAAGGAUGACCACAAACGCAAGGCCGAGCCAGAGCCUUCUACUAAUAUUCUACAGCCACCCAAGAUGCCACGGAGGGAGUCUCCUCCAACCGUUCCGGAACCUCCCAAACAACAAUCCGACAGCAAUAAGAUUUUAACUGCCAGCAACCAGGUCCCGAGAAGUGUCAAAACAGAAACGCAAAACACCACACCCCCGCCCAUGAAAACACUUGUAAAAAGUAAGACACCCACCUGCAAAGAGAAUCCCUUUAAGAAAUUGGACACAACAAGCAAAGCAGCGGUGGUCAAAAAACUGUCCUCUUUCGAAGAGAAGAGAGGCCCCUCUAAUUCAAACCCUCUUUCUGACAAACUGAAGUGUCCUGUGGUGAAAGCUGUGAAGGUGGAGGAACACUUAUCUGACAGUGGCAGCAGUAGUGAUGACGGCAUAGAGGAGGCUAUUCAACGCUACCAGCAGGAGAAGCAGGAAGAGAGACAUGAAGGAGGAGGCAGACAGUCCUCCAAACCCCUUCUUCUCAAAGAGGAGUCAGACUUCAGCAGCAGCGAUGAUGGAAUAGAGGAGGCUAUCCGCCACUACCAGCUGGAGAAGCAGAAAGAGAAGAGUGCACCCAAGCUCUCUCUAUCUCUACCCCCCAAACAAAAGCAAGUGAGUAAAGCAGCCACUUCCCUGCACUGUCCAGAGAGCACCAGCACUCAGGCAGCGGCCAUGAAAAAACACAAACUGUCUAAAAAUAAAAAGAAUAAACCUGAGACUAGGGAUGUAAAAUCCUAUCUACCCUCACAAACUCCAGGUUCCUCACUCUCUCUUAUCAAAAAGAGGUUAGCAGCUAGCAGCCCCAAAGGCAAAGGGAAUGGCCUCCUCCUCUCGACUCAAGUGGAGCCCCUGCGAGAGAGGGAGCAGGGGCAGCACACCACCCCAGGCCCAGCCACCCUGAAGGUGAACACCAUCACCACCACCCCAGGCCCAGCCACCCUGAAGGUGAACACCAUCACCACCACCCCAGGCCCAGCCACCCUGAAGGUAAACACCAUCACUACCACCACAGCUGAGUUGAUGUGUGCUGAGGCCAUUCUGGACAUCUCUAAAGCUGUCAUCAAAAUUCCAGAGGCCUUUAACCCUAACGCAGCAGCAGCAGGCCUUAUCAAUAUCAACAGCAGCUCCACAGAGUCCACCACCACCACUUCCCUCCUCAUCUCCACAAACUGCCCUGAUGAUAAUAAUAAAAGUGAUAAUGAGAGCUCCAUUGACAGUGAGGAGGGGAUCGAACAGGAAAUCCGGAAGUUUCUCGAGCAGAAGGCCCAAAUGCACAAACUCUCACCUGGGCCUGAUUCAGCUGUUGGUACUACAAGUCCGGAUGCAACUAACACUACGACAGAACCAGAGAACACCACCAAACUGAGUCUUGCCCAGAAGAAAACACUGAGGCUGUCUUUGACGCCGAGAAGAAAGCGCAAAGAGGAAGGCAGCAGCAGGAAGGGUUCCAAGGAGGAACGAGAGACUGAUCUCAAAAUGAAAGAAGAGGCAGUCACAAAACCCUUGACCGAGCAUGACAGAGGGUCAAGCUCAUCCGUGUCAUCCCUGAAGAAAGCCCCACUGAAAUCAGUGAAGGGCUCAGAGAGGAGGAGGGAACAGAGUGGAGAGAAGAGUAGCUCACUGGACAGUGACGAAGACUUGGACACUGCAAUAAAAGACUUGCUCAAGACAAAGAAGAAGUUGAAAAAGAAGACUAGAGAUAUGAAGUUGAAGUCAAGGAAGGGCCUCAAGGAUGAUGAGCAUUUGUCUAGAAAAACAGCAUCGCCGCUAAAGAAGCUCAGAAAGGAGCCUGAACCCAAGACCAUCAGUCUUUUGAAAACUAGCCUUGAAGUCACUACAACUCCUACCGCCCAGAGUGGGAACGACAACAGAGAGAAGUGCAAUGUGAGUAAGAAUGUGUCAAAGCAUCCACAGAGCAAUAAGAAGAAGGAGCCCCUCAACCAGGCAUAUGAGACAGACCGAUCUGAAGGGACAAGAGGUGUAGGAGGCCUAUCGGGAGAUAAUAACCCAGUGGUGUUUCAGAUAAAGGAAGAUAGUAGUUCAGUGGACAGCGACGACAGCAUUGAACAGGAGAUCAGAAAGUUCCUGGCGGAAAAGGCUAAAGUUUCUACUAACACUGUGAAAACAGGAGAUGGAAAGGAGAUUGGGAACGACAAGGGCAAAACUACAGGCCCUCUCACAGAGAAACUCAUCAAAACGGAAAAUCAGCUGGCUGAAAUUCCAAGAAUGGACGUUACUCAAUUCCCUGACCUGCCUCGUCAGAGCAGUUCUGAUCAGAGAGGAGUUCCGGACAGAGGAGUCUUUCCAAACACACCCCCGGGAAACCCCAACCCCACCUCCACCCUAGAAACAGCCAGGGGAUCGUGCCUCCUUUCAACCCUCACCCCCAGCUCCUAUCCUACAGCCCUGGAGCCUGCCGAUGGGGCUGCCAGAGCAGAGAAGAGGAGGAGAUCCAGUUUGGGUUCAGGAAGCGGUGAUGCCCCCCAGAGUGCCAGCUCAGAGGUGGCAAGGGGUCACAGCAACAGGUCAUUUCCAAGCCCCAGCACCCGCUUGCCCAGGACUGACUCAGAGCAGUGGUUGAAGAGCCAAGUGUUCCCCCCCAUUGAGACAAAAGAGAAGAUCCAUAACCGGAACCCAUUCCAGUACAGCUCACCUAGUUUCGGUGAGAAGACAGCCACCACGCCAGCGUAUCAGUGUGGAGUAUCAGCCAGUAUCUAUCAACAUCGGAGGAGUGCUGAGCCUGCACCUGCAUUGGACACACCGGUCUCCACCUGUCGUGAUGUUGUACGGAUUGGGAGCAUCAUCAGAUCACCACUGGUUCCUUUCCACCGCCCCUCAUCCUCAGAGACGGCCGUCGUCUUCAGCUCCCCGUUCCCCAGCCUAACCAGGAGACCUGUGGAGACAGGGCCGUCAGGGAGGUACUUCCUCCAGGGUCAUGGGUCAGGGCCGGGCAGCGGUUGGGGUCAAUCUCCAAUCCUGACCCCCGGGCUGUCGGACAGCAGCGUGGUAAACGUGAACGUAAACCAGACCACGUUUGUCGAACUGUCCAGGAACAAGACCAACCACGUACAGGUCAGGAGCAGGGAAGUGACAAUGAUUGAGGGAAAGGAGGAAAGGAGAAGCAACUUGUCAGCAGGAGAGAAGGAAAGAGAAAGGGAGAGCAGAAAGCCAGAGGAGAGAGGAGGAGAGCAGAUAGGAAGACGAGGAGAGGAGGAGUGUGUAGAUGAGACAGAUGUCAGCGAGUCAGACGAGAGGACGAGCCCAGAGAAGAAGCAGGGCUUUCCUACUUUGUAAGUACAGGCUUUUUCCUUGUUUAUAACUUCACAUAGCCUUUUUUUUUAGUUAGCCUAUUGAGUGUGCCCUCCUUCCUAGAGGAUAUCAUGUCAAUUCAAGUACAUUCGUUCAUUCGUAGGUUCCAUGGGAUUGUUUGUUUGUUGUUGAUACACAAAAUGAGCAUAGUACAAAGCUUAUUUUUAUAUGUUUGUACAUUUAUACAUCUAUUUAAAAUACUAUAACACAAUGUAGUCAAGAAUUUAAGACUAAAACCUUCCUUUUUUCAUUUGUGCUCUGAGAUUCCAUUUUCUUUUACAUUCUUAUCAUUCAAACCCUUAAAAGCAAUAUCAGCCACCACCCUGGACCAACAAGCCUAGUGCAUGAAUGUUCAUACCACCAAUGCACAGCUGUGUGUGUCUGGUCAUUUAUUACAGGAACUGAGAUGGUCAUUUUUGUCUCACUGACAUUUUUUAAAAGAUGCAACACUUUCAAACCCUAUCAAAUAUAUAAGCCUAACAACCCUCAAAUACUAUACAAGUACAAUAAAAUGUUGGGUCAAAUACAGAACAAUAAAGACAUAAUUUUAACAAGGAGGAGUGAUGUAGAAGUGUUUUGUAGCUCCAGGGAUGAGUGGCUUAAAGGGACUCCUUUUUAAAAUGCAAAUACUUCAAACUCUGUAUUCAAACAGCCUAAUAUUCCUGUGUGUGUCUGUGUUCCCUUACCCUCGUUGUAAUUUCUUUGCAUUCUAACAGUCUUCCCCAUUUAAUGACACGAAUGCAUGGAAACAAAAAAAUGAUCAUUCUCAUAACAAGCCCUUAUCAUAAGGAUUCUGUCAGCAGUGGUUAAAUUAGCAAAAGCGACUAACCUCCUGUCACGAAUGCUGUUUUUACACAUGCUUUCUGUGUAUUUGCUCUGUUUUGUCUCUGAUUUAAAAUAUACAAGUUCUUUCCAAAUUUUUGUGGCCUAUCAUGAAGAGUUGUCCUCUUUACAAUCAUAGGCACAUUGCCCAUAUCAAUGGAUAAUUUCCUGCUCACAAACUGUCAACAGCGCACACACAAACUCAUCGGGCUCUUCGUGUUUCUGCACUUGCCAAUUGGUGUUUCGUUUUUUGUUUGUUUGCUUGUUUUAUGUUCUAGUAGUUUUCUUGAAUUUUCAUAUGUGAAAAGAAUGUUAUUUAUUUUUGUUUAUGGGAAAAAAAAGGAGGAAAAAAUACUUACUGAACAUGCUGUGCAUCGCCAGUUUUCAUAAAUAUUUUGCAAGAAUUUAACUUUCCCCCGUUUUCCAUGUCAGAGGAAAGACACUUUGACUGUAUCUUUAAAGUGUAACUGUGUAAUAAAGAGUGAAUUUCAACAACAGUGGUGCCUCUUAUCUAAUUGAACAUACCGUAUGUGAAUAAUUAACACUAAAUUUAAGAUUGAUAUGGUCAAUAUGAGUGUGUGUGCAUGUAUUUGUGAACCAAUGAGAAAAUGUCAAAAGAUAAUCAUAUGGUAUUUUAAAAUAGUUUAAUAUCAAAAUAUAGCCCCAACAAUAUAAGAAACAUACCUUGAUAUUGCUCAACAUAGAUGGACCAUGGAUUUACAUUUUAGUCAUUUAGCAGACGCUCUUAUCCAGAGCGACUUACAGUUAGCGCAUACAUUUUCAUACUGGAAUCGAACCCACAACCCUGGCGUUGCAAACGCCAUGCUCUACCAACUAAGCUACAUCCCUGUCGGCCAUUCCCUCCCCUACCCUGGACAACGCUGGGCCAAUUGUGCGCCGCCCCAUGGGUCUCCCGGUCACGGCCGGCUACGACAGAGCCUGGAUUCGAACCAGGAUCUCUUUUAUUUUUUUAUUUUUUUUUAUUUAACCUUUAUUUAACCAGGUAAACCAGUUGAGAACAAGUUCUCAUUUACAACUGCGACCUGGCCAAGAUAAAGCAAAGCAGUGCGAUAAAAACAACAACACAGAGUUACAUAUGGGGUAAAAAAAUAAAUAAUAAUCAAAAAUACAACAGAAAAUAUAUAUACAGUGUGUGCAAAUGUAGCAAGUUAUGGAGGUAAGGCAAUAAAUAGGCUAUAGUGCAAAUUAAUUACAAUUAGUAUUAACACUGGAAUGCUAGAUGUGCAAGAGAUUAUGUGCAAAUAUCUCUAGUGGCACAGCUAGCACUGCGAUGCAGUGCCUUAGACCACUGCGCCCCUCGGGAGGGCAUGCAUGCAUCACAGAAGAGCUCUUCAAGAUGUACCUACCAGCUGCUGCUACUCAGGACACUUGCCACUGGAGGAAUGUGGAUUGCUUUUAAACAACAAUAUCUACAGUGCCUUCAGAAAGUAUUCAUACCCCUUGACUUGUUUGUUGUGUUACAGGGUGAAUUCAAAAUCGAUUAAAUACUUUUUUUCCCCUCUCUCACCAAUCUACACACAAUACCCCAUAAUGUUUUUAGAAAUUGUAGCAAAUUUUGUGAAAAUAAAAUACAGAAAUAUCUCAUUUACAUAAGUAUUCCCACCCCUGAGUCAAUACUUUGUAGAAGCACCUUUGGCAGCGAUUACAGCUGGGAGUCUUUCUGGGUAAAGGCAUCCGUAUGCUUCCCAGCCGAAACAGUUCGAAAGAGUUCAUGCAUAUAUUAUGAUGACAUUUUGUGACUUUGUUUUUGUUUGUUUUGGACUUCAGUGGGGUUUUCUGGGCUGUUCGAGCCCACACAUGUUUUUGUGGAGGCAAGAUGAAGUUCGGAGCCGAAGUCUACGCUCCUUCGUCACUGAUUGGUCAAAAGUAGGGAUUCUUCAAUAAAGUCUUCGUCAUUCAAUGAGAGACGGCUCGUUUUCGUUCACAUUUUUCCGUUGACGAACUGAAGCAUGCUCACGCCUUAAGUCUAAGAGCUUUCCACACCAGGAUUGUGCAACAUUUGUCCAUUAUUCUUUUCAAAAUUCUUCAAGCUCUGUCAAAUUGGUUGUUGAUCAUUAUUGGACAACCAUUUGCAGGUCUUGCCAUAGAUUUUCAAGUAGAUUUAAGUAAAAACUGUAACUCAGCCAUUCAGGACUAUUCACUUCUUGAUAAGCAACUUGAGUGUAGAUUUGGCCUUGUGUUUUAGGUUAUUGUCCUGCUGAAAGGUGAAAUAAUCUCCCAGUGUCUGGUGGAAAGCAGACUGAAUCAGGUUUUCCUCUAGUAUUUUGCCUGUGCUUAGCUCCAUUCCAUUUUUUUUUGUAUCCUGAAAAACUGUGGAGAGUGGUACUCAGUAAUGUGCUAUAUUGGAUUUGCCCCAAACAUAACAUUUUAUAUUCAGGACAAAAAAUGAAUUGCUUUGCCAAAUUUUUUGCAGUAUUAAUUUAGUGCCUUGUUGCAAACAGGAUGCAUGUUUUGGAAUAUUUUUAUUUUGUACAGGCUUCCUUCUUUUCACUCUGUCAAUUGGGUUAGUAUUGUGGAGUAACUACAAUGUUGUUGAUCCAUCCUUAGUUUUCUCCUAUCACAGCCAUUAAACUCUGUAACUGUUUUAAAGUCACCAUUGGCCUCAUGGUGAAAUCCCUGAGUAGUUUCCUUCCUCUACGGCAACUGAGUUAGGAAGGACGCCUGUAUCUUUGUAUUGACUGGGUGUAUUGAUGCACCCUCCAAAGUGUAAUUAAUAACUUCACCAUGCUGAAAGGGAUAUAUUCAAUAUCAGAUUUUUUUUUACCCAUCUACCAAAAAUUGCGAGGCAUUGGAAAAGCUCCCUGGUGUUUGUGGUUGAAUGUGUGUUUGAAAUUCACUGCUCAACUGAGGGACCUUACGGAUAAUUUUAUGUGUGGGGUACAGAGGUAGUCACUCAAAAAUCAUGUUAAACACAAUUAUUGCACAGAGUGAGUCCGUGCAACUUAUUAUGUGACUUGUUAGGCACAUUUUUACUCCUGAACGUAUUUAUUAGGCUUGUAAUAACAAAGGGGUUUAAUACCUAUUGACUCAAGACAUUUCAACUUUUCAAUUUUAGUUAAUGUGUAAACAUUUCGAAAAACAUAAUUCCACUUUGACAUUAUGGGGCAUUGUGUGUAGCACAAAAUCUUAAUGUAAUCCAUUUUAAAUAAGGGCUGUAACACAACUAAAUGUGGAAAAAGUAAAGGGGUGUGAAUAUUUGCUGAUUGCACUGUAUGUAACCCUUGCUAUAUUGUCCAUGUACAUGACUCAUUUAGCUCAUGUUAAAGGCCUCAGUCUCCUCCUACUUUCCUCUCAUUAUUGUAUUAAAUCAAAGUUACUCAGCAGUACCUUGGGCCCAGAUACAUUUUAUCAACAGACAGAUUGGAAGACAUGAAUGAGAAACUCCAAGGCCUCUCCUUGAUUUCUUAACAUCUCCCUCUGGUAACAGCAUGUAACUCUGUUCUGCGGCUAGACCAUUUACAUUUCUCUACUGUUGAGAUUGAGAAUUAUAUGAUCAUACUAUAGGACUCAUGAUUUGCAUAACGUGUAGUGCAUAAGCAGUGUCAAUCACUGUUUAAGGAGUAUGGAAAUGAGGCUGUCUUUAAUUAAUCUUGCUCAGUCUGAGCAGAUUGUCCAAUCUCCAAAUUAUAAUUAGUAGUCAGUCUGCUGUUGCCGGCUGCAAUGUAGCCAGUCUAAAACAUGCACUGAUGCUACUUCCCCUGCCUUGCCCCAGGUCUCUAUCCAGCGCCAUUGAUCCUGGUGUCGACCUCAGCCCUUACAUAGCACUGAACACAGAGGAGAGGAGCAAGAGGUUCAGAUGGAUGUGUAAAGCAGUCGCUGUAAAGCAGCCAAAGGUACAGUGACAUACAGGGACCGUUCAGCCUGUUGCACACUGCCCAUACAAUGCCAAACAAACACCAACAAAAAAACUGAGUUGGCUAGGUGUGCCCCUAUGUGUUGGAUAUUGUAUGGGCAUUGUGCAAGGGGCUUUAGAGUGUGUUCUAAUUUGCCAGGAAUAGGUUUGUGAUGAAUUGGGGUUUGUUGACUUGGUUUGUUGACAAUGGAAUCUUUCGGGUGCUUUUUUUCUUUAGACCAAGAUUGAGAAACCUGUCAAGAGGGUGCUCCAAUUUCUACCACUAUCC